This is a messenger RNA of Henningerozyma blattae CBS 6284, 750 nucleotides long. RefSeq names its product Yhc1p (gene YHC1). Gene Ontology annotation, cellular component: U1 snRNP; nucleus. Gene Ontology annotation, biological process: mRNA 5'-splice site recognition; spliceosomal snRNP assembly; mRNA splicing, via spliceosome. The record is from RefSeq and is a predicted model, not a curated record. Gene Ontology annotation, molecular function: pre-mRNA 5'-splice site binding; zinc ion binding. Lineage: Eukaryota; Fungi; Ascomycota; Saccharomycetes; Saccharomycetales; Saccharomycetaceae. Bases 1 to 750 code for a protein of 249 amino acids. The transcript has a single exon.
AUGGUGAGAUACUACUGUGAAUACUGUCAUUCCUACCUUACUCAUGAUACGCUGAGUGUGAGAAACUCACAUUUGGUGGGUAAAAAUCAUAUUAAAAUGGUUGCAGAUUAUUAUAGAAACAAGUCCAGGCCUCAAAGGUGGCCUUCUGCGGUCAGUGCUACUUCAAAUACAGUUAUAGAACCUUCUACUACAUCUGCCACUGCUACAGGAAAAAGUAAGCUGGCAAAAUCAAUUUCCAAAAUUCGAAUCCACCCUAGCACUAGAGCAGCUAAAAAAGUUCAACGACAAAAAGCAAGAGCGUUUGCAAAAGAACAAAUGUCUAUUCAAGAAGAAUUAGAUAGAACUUUAACUAGUUUAUACCGAAGAGCUCCUGGUUAUUCAAAAGUUUUUAUUCCAGAUAAUCGUUUUGAUAUAAGUGCUUCCGUUCGUCAAGCUCGUCGUCCCCAAAGAGCUAAUGAAAGAGGUCAUCAAGAUCAGCAUGGAAACAACCAAUAUAAUCGUCAUCAGCAUACUGACUCUAAUAUGAAUCCACCUAGAGAUGAGACUAUUGAUGAAGCGGCCAGAGCUACUAUUUCUCUUCCGCCUCCAAGAGUCCUCACUGCUUGGGCAAAUCCAAUACCCCGUAGUACAAUCCCACAAGUAAGCCAACAAUAUGCUUCACAAUUGGACCAUCCGUAUACUGCAGCUAUUAAGGCAUCUAUUUCAAAUAUUAAAGGUUAUAAUACUAAUUCUCACGUGUAUCGCGGAUGA